This is a messenger RNA of Gorilla gorilla gorilla (western lowland gorilla), 2923 nucleotides long. It is a transcript of the gene RNF13, whose product is annotated as ring finger protein 13. Gene Ontology annotation, cellular component: nucleus. The transcript is spliced from 12 exons. NCBI's taxonomy places the organism in Eukaryota, Metazoa, Chordata, Mammalia, Primates, Hominidae. Bases 751 to 1896 code for a protein of 381 amino acids. Gene Ontology annotation, molecular function: ubiquitin protein ligase activity. Gene Ontology annotation, biological process: ubiquitin-dependent protein catabolic process. The record is from RefSeq and is a predicted model, not a curated record.
GCGCUGUCCACUUGAGGCAGGAAGGCCAGGUGUUCCUUAUGCUCCUCGGACAAUUCCAGCAGCAUCUUCACUGUCCUACGAUUUCACCCGGCAGCGCCGACCCCGCCUUCGCCACUUCCGGCGCCCGUGUCCCGGCGCCUAGAGGCUCCGGCGUCGCAGCGUCCGGAGCUUUGGGUUCCGGCCUACGAACUAACGUCUUACACUCGGACGUUCCCGGCAGCGCAGGCUGAGCUUUAGAAGAAGAAGAGGAAGAGAAAGAAGUGGAAGAGGAGGAAAAAGAAGAAGCAUUAGCAGGCUAGGCACAGUGGUUCAUGCCUGUAAUCCCAGCGCUUUGGGAGGCCAAGGUGGGAGGAUCGCUUGAGCCCAGGAGUUUGAGACCAACCUGGGCAACAUGCUACUAAGAAGUCUGGGCCGGGUGCGGUGUCUCAGGCCUGUAAUCCCAGCACUUUGGGAGGCUGAGGCAGGAGGAUCACGAGGUCAGGAGAUUGAGACCAUCCUGGCUAACACGGUGAAACCCCGUCUCUACUAAAAAUACGAAAAAUUAGCCGGGCAUGGUGGCGGGUGCCUGUAGUCCCAGCUACUCGGGAGGCUGAGGCAGGAGAAUGGCAUGAAGCCGGGAGGCGGAGCUUGCAGUGACCCGAGAUCGCACCACCGCACUCCAGCCUGGGCGACAGAGCAAGACUCCGUCUCGGGGGAAAAAAAAAAACAACUCAGCUAUCAGCUGUCACUCCUUUGUGAUUUUACAACGAGAUGCUGCUCUCCAUAGGGAUGCUCAUGCUGUCAGCCACACAAGUCUACACCAUCUUGACUGUCCAGCUCUUUGCAUUCUUAAACCUACUGCCUGUAGAAGCAGACAUUUUAGCAUAUAACUUUGAAAAUGCAUCUCAGACAUUUGAUGACCUCCCUGCAAGAUUUGGUUAUAGACUUCCAGCUGAAGGUUUAAAGGGUUUUUUGAUUAACUCAAAACCAGAGAAUGCCUGUGAACCCAUAGUGCCUCCACCAGUAAAAGACAAUUCAUCUGGCACUUUCAUCGUGUUAAUUAGAAGACUUGAUUGUAAUUUUGAUAUAAAGGUUUUAAAUGCACAGAGAGCAGGAUACAAGGCAGCCAUAGUUCACAAUGUUGAUUCUGAUGACCUCAUUAGCAUGGGAUCCAACGACAUUGAGGUACUAAAGAAAAUUGACAUUCCAUCUGUCUUUAUUGGUGAAUCAUCAGCUAACUCUCUGAAAGAUGAAUUCACAUAUGAAAAAGGGGGCCACCUUAUCUUAGUUCCAGAAUUUAGUCUUCCUUUGGAAUACUACCUAAUUCCCUUCCUUAUCAUAGUGGGCAUCUGUCUCAUCUUGAUAGUCAUUUUCAUGAUCACAAAAUUUGUUCAGGAUAGACAUAGAGCUAGAAGAAACAGACUUCGUAAAGAUCAACUUAAGAAACUUCCUGUACAUAAAUUCAAGAAAGGAGAUGAGUAUGAUGUAUGUGCCAUUUGUUUGGAUGAGUAUGAAGAUGGAGACAAACUCAGAAUCCUUCCCUGUUCCCAUGCUUAUCACUGCAAGUGUGUAGACCCUUGGCUAACUAAAACCAAAAAAACCUGUCCAGUGUGCAAGCAAAAAGUUGUUCCUUCUCAAGGCGAUUCAGACUCUGACACAGAUAGUAGUCAAGAAGAAAAUGAAGUGACAGAACAUACCCCUUUACUGAGACCUUUAGCUUCUGUCAGUGCCCAGUCAUUUGGGGCUUUAUCGGAAUCCCGCUCACAUCAGAACAUGACAGAAUCUUCAGACUAUGAGGAAGACGACAAUGAAGAUACUGACAGUAGUGAUGCAGAAAAUGAAAUUAAUGAACAUGAUGUCGUGGUCCAGUUGCAGCCUAAUGGUGAACGGGAUUACAACAUAGCGAAUACUGUUUGACUUUCAGAAGAUGAUUGGUUUAUUUCCCUUUAAAAUGUUUAGGUAUAUACUGUAAUUUGAUUUUUUGCUCCCUUCAAAGAUUUCUGUAGAAAUAACUUAUUUUUUAGUAUUCUACAGUUUAAUCAAAUUACUGAAACAGGACUUUUGAUCUGGUGUUUAUCUGCAAGAAUAUACUUCAUUCACUAAUAAUAGACUGGUGCUGUAACUCAAGCAUCAAUUCAGCUUUUCUUUUGGAAUGAAAGUAUAGCCAAAACAUAAAAAAAAAAAAAAAAAAUCCUCAGUAUAGCUUGCAAUUAAGACCUAGAUCACAGUAUUUAAGUGUUUUGCGUUUUAUACAUGAGGUCAGUGCUACAGCCACCUAGCAUGAACUAACCCAGCUUCCACCUCCAUAAAGUUACCUAGAGUUGUUGAGUUGGAAUAUGUUCUGGCAUUUACCUGACCUGCCAAUCAUUAGGGAGAGGCAACAAGGUAAUUCAGCCUUUCCUCCUAUCAGCACAAAGAAACUCAAAGCUGUUUUUUCCCUUUCUGUUCCAAAGCAGUCUAUCCUGACAGGAGCAGUCUAUACUAGUGCAGAUUUCAACACUUUUUUUUAACGUUUUAAUUACUAUAGUGUUAUGUAGAGAUUUGAUUGAGCAGCUAAUGUUUCUGAACUUUACUUACUAAUUUUCAGUGUCCUUAAGGGUUCUGUAGUGUUAUCAAAGCAAAACGAAAAUGCUGCAUAAAAAUACCAAACUUCAGCAACUAUUAAUACUCAGAUCAUAUACCUCUUAAUAAACAGCAUCUUAUGCUAAUUAGCCCUGCUAAACUAUGUACAGAGGAAACUGUUCAAGUAUUGGAUUUGAAAGUAAGUGACUUAUGUUUAACAGAACUAAUGAUGUAUUGAAACACUGUAUUAUGAAAAGCUAAAUUAUACAUCAUUGUAACUAUGUAGAAAGUGUAGACUAAUGUAUAAUCAAAAUGCUAAGGAUUUUUAUAUGGCCUUGUGUGAGGGAAGUUUGAAUGUUAAUAAACAUGUUUUCCACUUUAA